CCCGGGGACCAGACUGGACGGAACCGGAUCGGAGAGGAGGGGACGGGACGGAACGAGGCUCUGUAGGCUGGGCCGGCACCAUGAUGCCUGGGCUGUGGGAGAGCCUGCUUCCUGUCAGGCAGCUCUGUAUCCUGCUUCUGCUCACAGGUGAUCUGGGCCUGGGAGCCGCCGCUACCCCAGGGAUACCAGGGAGCCCGUGUGUUGGCCUGAGUCAGAGCCCCAGGUUCGUGGCCAGGAAGCGGGGCUCCACAUUCCAAGUGGCCUGCUACUCUGCCUCGUCCUUGGGGGUCAACGUGAGCUGGUACCGGCAGCGGGAGCGGGAGCUGGAGCCCCAGGCCCUGUGGCCGGAUGGGACGCGGAUGGAAACGGUGAAGAACGGCUCGGGGUUCCUGCUCACCGUCCGCAAGAUCCAGUUUGAGGACAAUGGCGUGUACUACUGCCGUCUGGACGGUGCCAGCGACACUGGGGAUGUCUUGUGGGGCUGCGGGACAGAGCUCAGGGUCAUGGGGUACAGCACCAUUGCUGAGCUGCGCAGGCGCAACACGCUCAAGGAUGCCAUCAUCAUGGUCCAGACCCUGCUCAUCAUCCUAUUUGUCAGCGUCCCGGUCUUCCUGUUGCUGGAUAAGGAUGACAGCAAGACCAGCCUGGAGGAUGAUCACACCUAUGAGGGGCUGGACAUUGAUCACACCGCCACUUAUGAGGACAUUGUGACGCUGCGCACGGGCGAAGUCAAGUGGACAGUGGGAGAGCAUCCUGGUCAGGAGUGAGGGGACCAGCCACUCUGCCCCCCAGACUCUCCAGACCCCUGCCAGCCUGGUGCCUAGGCAUCAGGGUCCUGGCUCAGCUAGACCCAGAGACCCCCACCCCAAGGUCAUAGCCAGGAGCCCUCAGCUCCCCGACCCCUCCCCCGACCAGACCAGUCACCUCCCUGCAGUGACCCUUUGCUGGGUCACCUCUCAGGGUUCAUCUCAGCCGGUGUUGACUAGGCUGAACCACAGCCGGCGACGGGGAGGUGGGGGCUGGGGGACGGAGAGGGGAAGGUCCACUCCAGACCUGUGCCCCUCCACCCUCCCACCAAGGUCCAGUCCAGGACUGUUUGUCCAUACAACCCUGUCCUUGUCCCAAAAGACAGAAUAAAACUGUUGGAAAGUUG
Ornithorhynchus anatinus (platypus) is the source of this 1153-nucleotide messenger RNA. It is a transcript of the gene CD79B, whose product is annotated as CD79b molecule. Lineage: Eukaryota; Metazoa; Chordata; Mammalia; Monotremata; Ornithorhynchidae. Gene Ontology annotation, cellular component: B cell receptor complex; external side of plasma membrane. The record is from RefSeq and is a predicted model, not a curated record. Bases 81 to 767 code for a protein of 228 amino acids. Gene Ontology annotation, biological process: B cell receptor signaling pathway; B cell differentiation. The transcript is spliced from 6 exons.